AUGGAAAAGAAGAGGCAGGAGGAAGAGAAGAGUGCUCAAGAAGAAGAUGGUAUUUUGGACUUAGAGAAACAACAACAAGAAGUUGCUCAACAAGAUGUUUCACAAACGCAACAAACUCAAGACUCACUCUUAGUUACAGAUGAGCUGCAAUCUAAUAUUGUUUUGGAAAAAAUUGAUGAUGGUUUUAGUUCUCCAACUAGAACGGCUAGAAGAUCCUCACCAGUUAGAACUGACGAAGUUCUUGAGACUUCUAAUAUGUUUGAAACUGGUAUUGAAGAUAGUGAAGAUGAAGAAGAAAGCAUUGAAGCUGAUGCAUUGCCUAUUAAAGAAAAGCCGCCAGAUUCUUUGCAAUCUGCUCGCAACGUAGAGACUGAGGCUGAAAAACUGAAAUGGAGUGCCGCUAAAGAUGAGGAAGAUAAACUUAAAAGGGAAUUAGCUGAGAAGAAGAAGUUGAUAAUUUUUCUAAGAAGGGCGCUGUUAAAACCGCGCCAAAAAAGAAAAGCAAACCUGGUGCCAAGCCGGUUGAAGAUGAUGGCCAAGUUGUUAGAAGAGGUCGAAGUCAGACACGCAAAGAAUAUGAUAAGGGUUCAACAAUCUCUUCAAGGAGCAUGGUCUCUUAAAUUGGUUGAUUUUUAUGAAGAUGUUAUUACAAAUGAGGUUAAUGGAGAGAAAGGUAAUAUUUGGAUUUUAUGGAGGAAUACUCUUUUAAGGCCUGAUAUUUUAUCUACUUCAAAGCAAGCAAUUACUGUGGAUUUUACGUGGGAUUUCAUUACGGCCGUUCAUGCUUCCUAUAAUCCGGUGGUAAGAAAUAGACUUUGGCGUCAAUGGGAUUUAGGUUUUAUAUCUAUUCCUUGUUUGGUGUUGGGAGAUUUUAAUUGCGUUUUACGCCUGGAGGAAAAGAAGGGUGGAAGGCCGAUCAAAGAGGUUUAUAUGAAUGAGUUUCGUAGCUGGAUUUCUGACAAUGGUUUGGUUGAGGCUGAUGCUAUUGGUAAAAAAUAUACUUGGUCUAAUUGUAGAAGUGGAGCUCAAAGAAUUGUCUUUAAACAUGAUAGAGCGGUUGUUAAUGAUGCUUGGUGCUAUAAGUAUGCGAACUGGAGAUGCAAGGCCUUGCCUAGAGAUUGUUUUAUGCAGUUGGUUGAAGAGAACUGGAGUUUGGAUCUUAAUGGUGCUCCCCUUUUUGUUUUUACUUCUAAGCUGAAGAGACUAAAGGAGGUGUUGAAGAUUUGGAACAGAACUAUUUUUGGAGAUGUGCAAUUUCGCUUGAAGCAGGCUGAAUUGAAGCUUGAUACUGAGAAUGAUCUUCUUGAUUAUGAUCCGGCCGAUGAAUUUCAAUUCCUAAGGGUUGCAGAUGCCAAAAAGGAUGUUGAUGAUGUGAGAACGGAGUUGGCUAUUAUUCUUAAGAUGAAGUCGAGAGAUGAGAUAAAGGAUUACAUUGUUAACCAUUAUCAGGCCAAGUUCAAUGGUGGUGACGUUCAUAUUGAUCCAGUUUUAUUUGAUAUUGAUCAUGAGAGCAUUUCAGUUACUGAAAGUGCUUAUAUGGAUGCUAUUCCAUUUUUGGAGGAAGUUAGAGUGGCGGUUUUUGACUUGGGAGCUGAUUCUGCGCCUGGCCCAGAUGGCUUCACAGGUUCUUUCUAUAGACAGUGCUGGGACAUUAUUUCUAGAGAUCUCUUUAAUGCAAUUUCAAACUGUUGGCUUGGUACUGUGUUAAAUAAGCUGAUCUCUGAAGAGGAAGUGGCGUUUAUGAAGGGUAGAAAUAUUCAUGAGAUUAUAGCUUUGGCGUCUGAAUUGAUCAAUGAGAUCAAUACGGAAAAGAAGCAUGGAAAUGUUGGCCUCAAACUGGAUAUUGCCCAAGCUUUUGAAACGAAUAUGCUUGUUUUGUAUGAACGUGCGUCUGGUCAGUGCGUAAAUUAUGCAAAGAGCAAGUUUUAUUUUGGAGCUGAUAGAAUUUCUCGUGUUAUUGUUAUUUAUAACUAUUUGGGUAUGGAGAGAGCUAUGUUUCCGGAUAAAUGCUUAGGUAUUCAAUUGAAACCUGGAAUUAUUCGGCAUAUUCACGUUCACAAAGUGGUUGAGAAGAUUAUGGACAAGUUGGCUGGAUGGAAAGGUAAACUUUUAUCAUUUCAAGCGAGGCUUGUGCUAAUUAAGUCGGUGAUUUCUAGUUAUGUUAUUCAUUCUAUGGAUGUUUACAAGUGGACAUGCACGUUUAUUAAGCAAGUUGAGAGGGCCAUUAGAGAUUUUCUUUGGUCCCGGAAUGCUGAGAAACGUAAAUAUUUUAUGGUUCUAUGUGAUGAUCUAUGUCUCUCAAAGAGUGAAGGUGGUCUUGGCAUUAAGAAGUUAAAUGAUAUUAAUAGGGCUAUGCUAAUGAAUCUUUGGAUUUCUAUUCGGGAUUCAAACAAGAUUUGGGCCAGAUUUUUGAAGGCCAAAUACUUUAAGAUCAAUAGCAAUCUGAUAAAUUAUAAGUUGGGUUCUUCGGUUUUUCCUGGAAUUCGCUUGGUUUACAAUUUUGUGCAGAAGCAUACACGCUCAAUUAUAAGUAAUGGUGCUAAUACUUCCCUAUUUUUUGAUAAUUUGCGUGGUGAUUUUUCUAUUGCGCAAAGACUUUGCAUCACUUCCAAAGGACCUAAUGAUUUUAAGGCUAAAGUAAGUGAUAUCAUUUUUGAUGGUGCUUGGGUUAUUCCUGAAAAAACAAGAGAUUUGAUGAUUCGUUGUAAUAUUGAUGUGGACAACUUGACGGUUAUUGCUGGUGGUGAGGAUUAUAAAAUUUGGGAUUUAGAUAACAAAGGCGUUUUUUCAGUUAAGUCGGCUAAGGCCGCCCUUAAGAUGCCGGCAGAAGUUGUGCCUUAUGCAAAUCUGUUUACUAGACAGAUUAUGCACCCUACCUUGAGUGUGCAAUACUGA
Molecule: messenger RNA, 2895 nt
Organism: Papaver somniferum (opium poppy)
Lineage: Eukaryota; Viridiplantae; Streptophyta; Magnoliopsida; Ranunculales; Papaveraceae
Exons: 6
Coding region: 1-2895 (964 amino acids)
Source: RefSeq, a predicted model, not a curated record